Messenger RNA from Urocitellus parryii (Arctic ground squirrel), 774 nucleotides. NCBI's taxonomy places the organism in Eukaryota, Metazoa, Chordata, Mammalia, Rodentia, Sciuridae. The record is from RefSeq and is a predicted model, not a curated record.
AUGUUGGGUCCUACCGAAGCCACUUUCUACUUUUCAGUCCAGGCCUGGAGAGCGAUUGAUGAUGUACACACUGUCUCUAGUCCCAGUCUACCUUGGAUGUAUGGAGAUGUGGUGACAGGACAGGAGCAACUGAGGAAUUCUGGCCUGGGCUGCUCUCAGAUGCAGAUGGUCAGGGGCUCUGAGCUGCACUCCGAGGAGGACUCUAUAAGCUUUCUUCAGGUAGCUAUUAAAGGAUCCCAUUUCCUGAGCUUCAAGAAUAAAUCAUGCCUACCAUCUCACCAUCUCCAGCAUUUGGAAGUAGGAUCCAGAAUGUCUGCAGACCCUUCAAUUCAAGCCAUCAUCAACAGGGCACAUGUGAUCCUCACUGACCCCUGCCCACAUUCCACCAUGAGUCUUCUUGAUGCAGGGAAGUUUUAUCUCCAGCUACAAGUAAGGCCUGAGGCCUGGCUGUCCAGUGGUUCCAGUCCUGGGCAUGGCUGUCUGCUUCUUGUUGGAUUCUACCCUCAGCCUGUGUGGGUGAUGUGGAUGCGAGGUGACCAGGAGCAGCAGGGCACUCAGAGAGGUGACAUCCUGCCCAAUGGUGAUGACACGUGGCAUCUCCGAGCAACCCUGGAUGUGGCAGCUGGGGAGGCGGCUGGCCUGGCCUGCAGGGUGAAGCACAGCAGCCUAGGAGGGCAGGACCUCGUCCUCUACUGGGGUGAUCACAAUUCCCUGGGCUUGAUUUUCUUGGCAGUGCUAGUGACUCUGGCUCUUCUGACAGGUCUUGCAUUUUGA